AAGAAGACGGGCCUCACUUUUUACUUUGCACAAAUUUCCGGGAACAACAAAUAAUGACCGAGUUAGGCGUUUUGCGUGCAAAACAAGCUCGUGAUGCUUGCUUGCACUGCCUGCAGGGCGGUACUGUGACAGUAUCCUGCACCUUGCCCUGCAGCUCGCGAGCGAGACUUCCAAUACGACGAGCGCAUCCCAGUUGUAGCUCCAGCAGUGUUGCGAGAAAGUUUUGCAGCGGCAGGCCUGCAGCCGCGGUGCAGCCGGACGGCAGUGGCGAAACCCUUUUGUCCCUUGAGGCCCGUGGCGACGAGUCUAUUGUGUACCCUGUUGCGCUGAAGACAUGGGAGUCAAAGCAGCACUUCGCCCGCAAUCUGCUCGCGCGACUGUCCGGCAUCAGCGAGAGGGACAUCCGCCCGUUGUUUGCGAAGGAACAGCUGCGCGCCAUCUAUGAAAAGGCGGAGUUGGCGGAUCGGCGGUUUUUUGAAAGGAAGCACGUAUUAUAUUUGGCAAAAUUUGCGGAGAAACUACUGGACGAGCGAAAGAGCAACAAUGCCCUCAGCAUAAACAACGCAACCAUUCCCCUGCCCGAACUGCACAGCAUUCUAGGUGAGGAGCUGCGACGCGCAAAGGAAAGCGAUGGCUGCACGCUUGGUGCUUCAGCGGACGGAGAAGAGACCAAGGCUCAUGGUCAAGAAGCGCCGGAUGGUGCGCGGCCUGCUGGAAAGACCGACUCAUCGCGUGCAGUGGCCACGCCCGUUCCGUUUCUCGUGAAGAAAGAUCGCAACCUGCGCGUGGUUCGUAUUGUGCGUAAAAACGUCCCCUCCUCAGAGUCAAGAUGGACACUGAGCAACCUAAAUCCAGAAGUUUUGGGAGUCACGCAUGAAAAGUUGCUGUCUGGAGUGUAGGGCAGGUCAGCGAGGGCAGUCGCAUCACAGACCCAUCUGCUCCUCCUGUUUGCAGCAUUUCAGAAAUUGAAAAUAAACACGACUAGAAAAAAUGCGUCUCAUGAUGAGGAUGCGCAUUGCGAAUGUUCCACGAUCCUGUAGAUGCAAAAACCAUGCGACUACAAUUCUGGGAUUGGGACGUUUCUCCGCCGGAUAGUUCGCAAGCUCGCAUUUGCCAUGGAAGAGCAGCGGAUGCGUCGGUCGGACGUGCGUAACAAUGUUGACGGCUGUACUAGUAAUCAAGAUCAUGCGAACGUGGGAGGACCCACCUCCUCGGAGGAUGAAUUACGGAAACGGCUACUUGCGUCCUGCCGAACGAUUAUUCAGGAGGGUUUGCGGAGUUUCGACGAGGCAAUAUAUUACAAGUGGAGUCGUCCGAAAUUUUCGCCGACUGAGGCUGAUCUGCCCGUGGGUGAGGAUCUUCACUCCACUGGAUCAUACAAUUCUGUGGAUGAUGAAGAGGAUGCUAGAGUGCCUAAAGCUGAUGAUGCGGCAAGUAGCGGUGGCGGGCCGGUGCUGGUGGAAAUAGAGGCAUCUUCUUCCCAGGGAGAGGUCGACCUACAGAUGAAGGAACUACGUGAGCCGCCCCCAGGCGACGUCGACGAAGCGUACUUCCAAACGAAAGAGGCGGGAGCGCGAUCACUUCGAGUGCCGCCGGACCAGGUAACACGGCAGGAGGAAUUUGCUAUGCGAAAAAUCUUCGACGCUGAGCUGAAGGAGUUUUUUCGGGCACGCAGGACGCAGGAGCAGGAGGAAGACGCAGGCCAGAGGACGAGUACAACAGCGGAGCUUAGUCAGGAGGAGUGGCUGAGCUCAACGUGGCCACCGCGUCGGUUGCGGGAACUCGUGGCUCCGAUCUCCAGCGCGGUGGCUUUUAGUUUGGAGAAUUUCGCUUCUUCUGAGGAAGCAGCAGACCAUAUUAACCAUAUGAGUAAUGCGGCUGCAGGAGUUGUACCAGGGAGGGGUAGUCGUGCUUCGUCGUGUAGUAGCGAAGAUGCCGACGUGGUCCAGAGAAGAAAUCAGUCCGGACAACAAGAACGGCCGUGGUCUACAAGGUCGGGUGGCCGGCCGCACAGGCGGCCAGGACCAGUGAUGGUGCCGGAGAACAUCAACCCGGACUGGGAAGAAGAAGCCCGGCGUGUCGCGAAAGAGCAAAUCAAGGAGCAAGAAGCGCGGUUGCUUGUCAUGUGCCAGAAGAAGCAUCUGCGGAUGCGGCUGCGCGACGAAGUUCGGCGGCGCCGGGGCGGGGACGAUCCGCCGAGUUCGGAAGCGAUUCACAUGGCACUCAUGGAGAUUUUCGUGGAGACCGGGACGGGAGCAACAGUGACCGCGGUCACGGAUGAGGCCUUGUACGCGAAGCUGCAAUCAGCGGAGGCGGAGCUGCGCAAGCGCCGCGCACUCGAGCAGGUCCGGAAGAACCUACGGGUGUGCGUAUCUCGCCGCUACGGUGCCGUUUUGGAUUUUUCCCAACUUUUGCAGGUGUGGUCGCGAGACAUGCAGCAACAGCUCUUGAUCGAAGCAACCCUGCAACUUCACCAACCUGGGAAUGCGGUAUACAAGUGAAAAUACAAAUACUUAGAUCCAUUAUUUAGGGCGGAAAAAUCGGCAAAUAUCAUCAUUUUUGCAAGCGCACUUGUUUGGGGGGUAAAAAAAGGUUUUUUGUCGGGGGCGGAACAUCUUGGAAGCCGACACGCCUCGCGUGUCACUUCAUCUUUUCCACAGGAAACAUGAUAGCUGAGCUUCGGAGAUGCCGCAACACCAAGACCAGAAGCAGGCCACAGUGCCUUCGCUCUGUGCGUUGUCGCUCAGAUGGCCGGACGCUGUGUCGUGGGCCCGCUCUUCGAACAGUGGCCGGGCCGCCUCCCUGACCGGGGCUCGACGAGGCCCUUCGCCCGGAGAAGGAGGCCCGGCCAGGGGAGGUGGUCAGGGGGGUGCAUUUUUGCCCCUCCCGGACACCCCUUCCGGGCACCCCCUUCAGGCAGCUUUGGGGUAGCCUAUGCCGACCCCCUCAUCCCCAUUGGAAACUGCCGAUUUUGCGUGCCCAAAAAAGGUAGCCCAGAGGCAGCCCAAGCCGACCCCCCUACUCCCCCCCCUUCGGCACCCCCCCGGAAGCACUCGACUGCUGGCGCGUCCGCCUUCUCCAUAUCCGGUCGGAGAGGGAGGAUGAGAAGAUAUGUGGGCGCGUCCGGAAUUGAAUGCAGGACAUUGGGUGCGGCAUCCCGCGCCAGAGGGCCGCAGGCGGGUGGAGCUUCAACAAAGUCCGGCGGUUUUAUUGGAAAAAGGGGAGGGCCGGAUGGCGGACCGUAACACCGAAGUGCGGCGCCAACAUCUAAAUGGCCAACAGGAAAAAAAGCAGUACCUACACCCCCAACAGCCAGAAUCUUUUUACCCCCCCAAAAAGUGCGCUUGCAAAAAUGAUGAUAUUUGCCGAUUUUUCCGCCCUAAAUUAUUUAGAAGAUUUAGAUUACUGCAUGUGGGAAAAUGUAGUGGCAUAAAUAUGGCUACGUAGUUUUUCGAGAAGAAACCUGCUGCUUCAUGCCGAAGAACCUUAUGCUGUGCCAAGAAAAAUCUCUUUUCCAGGGUAAGGAUCUUGUUGCCCUGUUGCGAUACCAGAUCGAUAAUUCGCUGCGACUGCCAGAAGUUGCGGAAAAGCUGAGAUUGCUCGUGCACUCGAGCCUGAAAAAUCAGAUGGCUGCGGAGGCGUCCAAAAUCGGAUUGGCCUUUGAUUCGGCGGAAUGGGACGAACAGGUAAAAAAGCGAAUUGAUUUUUAAAGAAAGGCUCGCGCUUUCUAUGCAAAGUAAACACCUGUCCGCCUCGGCUUUGUACUCAUCACUUUUGUGAAGUAGCUUUCCGUGCGUUCCCCUAAAAGUUUUAACAUACGAGUAAAUUCAACACAGAAGCUCGACCGUGUUGCAAACGUAAUGGCGAGUGCGUACCGAAAAACGAAAGUCUUUGACCAGGCUCUUGCGAAGAACAUGAUACGGAGUCAGCUCGUUACGCGAUCGGACGACAAGACUACGACUGCUCCUGCGGGGCACCGGUCAGCAAAUCUAAGUCUCGGCGGAAGAGAAGAUAAGGAGUCGCUGAUCAACGACAAACCAGGGCCCCAACGUCAUGCACUGUCGUCAGAAGAAGAUUUUCAUGCAAGGAUUCGGCAAAAAAUGAAGCACAGUAUCGCUUCUGAUGACGUGUAUUGAGCCGUGUUGUAGUUGUCUGUUUUGAGACCGUACCUUGGGUUAUGAAAUGACCUUUAAUCAUGAGGGUCUUCUCAAGGACUGGGUUUCGGCUUGAUAGCGGGCCAUCUGAAUGUGUAAAAGCGCAUUAAUUUGACGCAAUGAACACUCCGUCAGUAGCUGUGGUGUGCGCAAGCAAGUGAAAAAGUUCCGCCGG
Amoebophrya sp. A120 is the source of this 4329-nucleotide messenger RNA. The record is from the annotation of a GenBank genome assembly. NCBI's taxonomy places the organism in Eukaryota, Dinophyceae, Syndiniales, Amoebophryaceae.